Coregonus clupeaformis (lake whitefish) is the source of this 1971-nucleotide messenger RNA. It is a transcript of the gene lcp2b, whose product is annotated as lymphocyte cytosolic protein 2b. Bases 371 to 1711 code for a protein of 446 amino acids. The record is from RefSeq and is a predicted model, not a curated record. The transcript has 15 exons. Gene Ontology annotation, biological process: intracellular signal transduction; cell surface receptor protein tyrosine kinase signaling pathway. NCBI's taxonomy places the organism in Eukaryota, Metazoa, Chordata, Actinopteri, Salmoniformes, Salmonidae.
AGUACCAUCGCCAGUAAACUAAUGCUAAGUAUUUAUCUAUCCACCUAUAUGGCUUACAGGAUGAGCAUGGUGUAGCAGCUAAGGACCAACAUGAGACUAAAAAGGGGAGACUUACUGUUAACUACCGUGUACAUUCACAGAGGUUUCCUGGAGUGUGGAUCUGAUUCCCUUGUGUGGAUUGUCUAGGAGGAAAGCCAAAGCCCUGGACCUUACUCACACUUGAGAAAAGCCUUGGACUUUACUAAAAACCGUGGACCUUACUAAGAGAAGAGCCUUGGACUUUACCAACAGAAGAGCCUUGGAUCUAGGAGAAGAGCCUUGGACUCAAGGCUUACUAAGACGAGAGGAAAGCUUUGGACAGAAGAGGACGAUGAGUUUUGACAGUGUUCCUGCCAAGUCGGAGGUGAUGGGGUGGAACGCCCGCAGUCUAGCCGACUAUAUGAAGAGGCUGAGGCUGUCCAGUUGUGACAAAGUGGUGAUGAAGACCAGCAUGAACGGAGCACGCUUUCUGAAGAUGAAAGAUGGCGACCUUCAGAAGUUUCCAACCAUUCAUAUUCCAGUCAUCACUAAGAUCUGUAGUGAGAUCAACAGGAGUGAAGAGGAGAAGUGGUUCGGUCAGAGAUCAAAGGAACCUAAGAACCAUCAACAAGAUUUUGUACACGAAGUAGAUGAAGCCUGGGAUUCAGAAGAGUUUGAAAUGAGUGAUAACGACUAUGAGAACCCUGAUGAGGACGACAGUUAUAUCUCUGCCUUGUCUGACCGCCUGCCACCCCCACCACCUGCAGAGGGAGAGGAGGAAGAGGGGAGUGAUGAUGACUAUGAGCCUCCUCCCUCAUCGGCUACAGAGGAGAUCCCCCGCCUCCUCAAUCUCACCAAGCCCCUAGGGAACAGUGACUAUAUAGAUUCUGUGUGUGGAGGUCCAUCAAUAGCCCUUCCAACUGGAAGGACUCCCAGACCACCCCAGCGCCCUGGUCCUCAGGCCCCAGCCCCCAGCCGUAACACACUGGCCAGACCUCCCACAUCCAGACUAGACCCCUCCCCUCAGAGGCCAUUCAAAGCUGCAGGCAAACCCCCAACAGGCCCUUCUGUCCCCCUGUUCGACCGAAGCAAGAAGCCUGGACAGCCCGCUCCCACCAAGAAACAACCUCCUCAUUAUCACGCAAACACCAAAACAACUCAUACAAGAGAGGGCAGUCCAUUCCGCUCUCCCCAGCCCGCCAUAGUGAAGCCACCUCAGCUAGAGGCCCCAACGCCACCAGACUAUAGAUCGAGCUCCAGUAAACCUCCUCCUCCUGCUCUUCCUGCUCCUCCUUCUCACCCACCUCCUUCAAUGGUCCGCAACACAAAGCCAGGCACAGAGGAGGACAUGGUCCCUGUGUGGUAUGGAGGACUGGUGACCAGAGGCCAGGCUGAAGCAUCACUCAGAUGGGUUAACAAGGAUGGAGCGUUUCUGGUGAGGGACAGUUCCAAGGGCUCUUCUGAGCAGCCCUACACCCUCAUGGUGCUGAACCAAGGCAAGGUCUACAACGUCCAGAUACGUCACCAAGGCAACACAUACCACCUGGGCACCGGCCUCAUGGGUAUCGAGAGUUUCCCAGGAGUGAAGGAGAUGAUAGACCACUACACACACACACCUCUGCUGCUCAUAGACAUGGAGAUAGGAACUGGAGCACAGAGCCAGUGCUGCCUGCUGCACCCUGCAACACUCUGACCAUAACCAGCAACACAGUGUGUGUGUGUGUGUGUGUUCUCAAUGACUUACCUGGUUAAAUAAAGGGAAGAAAACAAACGCAUAAAGUAGCUGGUAGAGAUAGAAGGGAGGGAACCAGAUUUUUAUUAGGAAGCGUAUUCACAAUGGAGUGUUUAUUUUCAUGUUAUAAGGUUAAUGUUAUGAAGUUGCAUGUCGUAAGUUAAAUGUAGUGAAGUUGUAUAUAUUAUACUAGUCUUCACCUGUCAUUUUUAGGUUGUGAU